AUGCGACGACCAGCGCUCGACGCUCCGGUCGCAGAGCGCGCUCCCUCGCGUCAUCCUCCAACUUCCCGGGGUGCAGACCCACGCCCCCCGCCCGCGCGGGGAUCGGUCCUCCGCAGAGCCCGGCCCCGCCUACCACGGCUCUCGGGGUUAGGCCGCUGGGCCCGCAGCCGUGGGCCGCCAGGCUGGUACAAAGAGAAUCUACCUUCCAAGUAUUUCACAAAGCACAGGCCCGGGCCCACGGGCGGCACCUCCCUGAACAGCCUGCGGGGGACAUUCUCAAAGAAGGGGCUGGAUGACUUUAGGAGACGCUGCCCACCACACAAGGGUCUGAACACUCAGGCUGCACGGGAGGCCUUUGUCCCCCAGAUCCAUCACACAACUCCCCUAAAGAAGAGGCAGCACCAGCCGCCCCAGGAAGCAAGCAAGCUCCCGCCAGCCCGGGCACAGAAGGCACUCCUUGCAGAUGUCAAAGCCCAGCUGACCCUGCACCCCUUGGCUCUCUACCCUCAACUGGGGGAAGACAUGCCUGUUGAGCUCUAAUCAAAGGUGCUGGAAGUGCUGGAUCCUGACAGGAGACCGGAGGACGCAUGGGCUUAUUGUCAGGGCUUCAGGAAAAGAACAAAGGAACCAGCAAAGCUUUUUAAAAAACUUCUUCCCCAGUCUACCCGGGGCUGUAAUCCCAAGAAGACUUCAGUGUCACAUCCAGGUCAAUGGCUUAAUGAAGAAAAGAAGCCAAGUGAAACAGAUUUGUUCCAUGAAGAUGCUCCUCUUCUUCAUGAAAACGUGCACAAAGGAGUUAGGGACUUCUGCAACUGGGCUACUGCUCUUGGAAGUUCAAACAUUGUUGACGAGUUCAUUCUGAAACAGUUUGACAUUGACUAUCAGAGUAAACCAAGCCAUGAUGUGCUCCACACGAGGAGACUCAACCAGGUUCCUCUGGAGUUAAAGAAGAGAGUGGGGCUAAAGAAGCUGCAGAAGCCACAGUAUUUCCAGAAACUAGACUAUGAGCAGAAACACCAGAAACCACAGAAUCCUCAUAAUGCAAAGUGUGUGAAGAUGAGGUAUGGAGCAUGGUAUCUGGACACCAAGUUAUGGAAAAAGCAAAGAGCAGAUGAACCUUUGCUUGACCCCAAGGUCUCAUGUAAAGCUCAAGGUGAGAAUUUUAAAAGGGAGCUACAGGAACAGGAGGAGUCACUUGCAGACCUUCAAGGGACAAUUGCCUUUAAGGAUUUCAUUCUGAGCAGGGGCUACACAAUGCCAAGUGCUGAAGUAUUUAUCAGUGCCAAGCAACAAACCAAGAUUGGCCUCUCAAAAAUGAGAACAGAGUUCAUGGCUGGGCUGCGAAACCCUGGGGGCCUGGGAUGUGCCAAAGCUCCAUGCGGCAGCCUUGCCACAGGUGUUUCAAAUACAUUGGAUUCAUUGGAUCAGAGGGCAGAGCUUCUUGGACCAGUUACAAGCCUUCUCUUGCUUCAAGCUGCACUCAAAGCUGGUAACCCCUCAGAUUACUGCAGAAAUGAGCUGAAACAGCACAUCUAA
Nyctereutes procyonoides (raccoon dog) is the source of this 1536-nucleotide messenger RNA. It is a transcript of the gene FAM47E, whose product is annotated as family with sequence similarity 47 member E. NCBI's taxonomy places the organism in Eukaryota, Metazoa, Chordata, Mammalia, Carnivora, Canidae. The record is from RefSeq and is a predicted model, not a curated record.